Molecule: messenger RNA, 2574 nt
Organism: Drosophila rhopaloa
Lineage: Eukaryota; Metazoa; Arthropoda; Insecta; Diptera; Drosophilidae
Gene: Cyp49a1
Product: probable cytochrome P450 49a1
Exons: 14
Coding region: 464-2233 (589 amino acids)
Molecular function (GO): heme binding; iron ion binding; oxidoreductase activity, acting on paired donors, with incorporation or reduction of molecular oxygen
Source: RefSeq, a predicted model, not a curated record
UAGUGCGUCGCGGUUGGUCUACGAGGCAACAACUCAAGACUCGGGAGCUCCAUCCAUAGCUCCAUAGCUCUCGGUUUCGGUUUCGGUUUUGGAUUUGGCUUUAAGUUUUAAGUUUUGGUUUGGGACUCGGUGCACCACACAUAAACCUACGACUGCUUCGCGUUGCGUGACAAUAGACCUGGCGAAUCUCCCCGCCUUUUCGAGUGCCUGUGAGCGAGUGGGAAAUUGGCAAAUACAACAAUAGAAAUCCACACAACAAAAGGCAUCCAAAGCUGUUUUUAAUUGUGCACAAACGGCGGCUUGAAAAGCUUUGGAAAACCAAGACCGCAAAUAAAUUAAAACUAAAACUAAAUCGGCAACAAGUUGAUUGAAACUCAAUCUCAAACCCAACCAACUGGCAUAGCAGGCCGAGAAAACCGAAUCGGCGAAAUAAUAAAAUCAAACGUUCAAGACCGAGCUCAAGAUGUCGGGCUUACGCAAAACCUCCAUUGCGCUGAUGAGACGCUCCACUUCCAGCACCUCCAUACUGCCGCAUUCUGGGGGCGGUGGUGCGGUGUCGCCACCCAGCAGCGGAGUGGGCGUGGCGACGGAAAUUGAAAAAUCAAUUGCAAUGCAGCGACUGCGGCCGGGAGAGUCGGCAAAUCUGAAGAAAUUAAAUGUCAGCCAACAAGCCGUGGCAGCAGCAGCUACAACUAAGGCAACAACAACCGCAUUACCGGCAGAAGCCGUCACUUUUCCUACGGCUGCAGUGCGUCCCUACUCGGAAGUGCCGGGUCCAUAUCCCUUACCACUAAUUGGCAACUCCUGGCGCUUUGCUCCUCUAAUUGGAACAUACAAAAUUAGUGACUUGGACAAGGUUAUGAAUGAGCUGCACGUGAACUAUGGGAAGAUGGCCAAAGUGGGUGGUCUGAUUGGUCACCCGGACCUGCUGUUUGUCUUCGAUGGAGACGAGAUUCGUAACAUAUUCAAGAAGGAGGAGGCAAUGCCACACCGACCGUCGAUGCCCUCACUGCGCCAUUACAAGGGCGACCUGCGACGCGAUUUCUUUGGCGAUGUGGCCGGCCUAAUUGGCGUGCACGGACCCAAGUGGGAGGCCUUCAGGCAGGAGGUGCAGCACAUCCUGCUGCAGCCGCAGACGGCCAAGAAGUACAUUCCGCCGCUAAAUGACAUUGCCAGCGAGUUUAUGGGCCGUAUUGAGCUGAUGCGCGACGAAAAGGACGAGCUGCCUGCCAAUUUCCUCCACGAGCUCUACAAAUGGGCCUUGGAAUCUGUGGGUCGCGUUUCCCUGGAUACAAGGUUGGGCUGUUUGUCGCCCGAAGGCAGUGAGGAGGCCCAACAGAUCAUCGAGGCCAUCAACACGUUUUUCUGGGCGGUUCCGGAAUUGGAGCUGCGAAUGCCCCUGUGGCGAGUAUAUCCCACUAAGGCGUAUCGCAGCUUCGUCAAGGCUUUGGAUCAGUUCACAGCAAUUUGCAUGAAAAACAUUGGCAAGACCAUGGACAAGGCCGAUGCCGAUGAGGCUAGGGGUUUGUCUAAAUCGGAGGCUGAUAUAUCCAUUGUAGAGAGAAUUGUGCGAAAGACGGGCAAUCGAAAACUGGCUGCCAUUUUAGCACUCGAUUUGUUUCUGGUGGGAGUGGAUACGACCUCGGUGGCCGCUUCAUCCACAAUUUAUCAGCUGGCCAAAAACCCAGACAAGCAGCAGCGACUCUUCGAUGAGCUGCAAAAGGUGUUUCCCAGUCGCGAAGCUGAGAUCAACCAGAAUGUCCUGGAGCAGAUGCCUUACCUGCGAGCCUGUGUGAAGGAAACUCUACGUAUGCGACCCGUGGUAAUUGCUAAUGGUCGAAGUCUUCAGUCGGAUGCUGUCAUCAAUGGUUACCAUGUGCCCAAGGGCACCCACGUUAUUUUCCCCCAUUUGGUUGUUUCAAACGAUCCCGCAUAUUUCCCAGAACCCAAGCGUUUUUUGCCGGAACGUUGGCUGAAACAGUCAGCGGCAGAUGCAGCUGGCUGCCCUCAUGCCAGCCAGAAAAUUCACCCGUUUGUGAGUUUGCCCUUUGGCUUUGGACGUCGCAUGUGCGUGGGUCGACGUUUUGCCGAAAUCGAGUUGCACACUCUGCUGGCCAAGAUCUUCCGCAAAUACAAGGUCUCGUACAAUUCUGGGGAGUUUGUGUACCGAGUGAACUCCACCUACAUCCCGCAGUCGCCUCUAAAUUUUAAGCUAACGCUGAGGGACGAGUGAGCAGUCUCCACCGAAGGGAACUGGAGGCCCUGAGAGCUCUGCACUGAGCCCAGCCUCAAAGCUGCAGUGACACACGGCGGAUGUGUGAUAUUUAUAGUCAAAGCCCAGCUGCUUCUGCUGCUGCGAUGUUUCUUUUUAAUUAAGCAAAUGUAAAUAACACAGUCCGACCAUUUCAGCACAUAUAGCUACGAGCGUAUUUAUGUGGGUGCGUGUAACUGAACAAACGUUGUGUAUUUAUGUGGAUACAUGUGUAUAUAGAACCCAUUAUAAUCCCCCAUAUUUAGUUGUAGUUUUUUUUCGAAGAAUAAUUGUACCUAAUAAAGCGUCGAAAAAGUAUGCAA